AUGUCAACAAUAAAGUCCAGAAUCUUAUCAAAAUCGGAGAUUGAACACAGAAUAGCGACUGGAGAUGCCAUAGUGAUAUAUCAAGACAAUGUUCUUAAACUAAACAAAUGGAUCGAUAAACAUCCCGGUGGUGAUAAAGCUGUUUACCAUCUAAUUGGCAGAGAUGCGACCGACGAAAUGAUAUCCUAUCAUUGUGAUGGAACUCAAUCCACUUUUCUACGUUGGUCUAUAGGAAAAAUCGAUCAUAAAUAUAAGUGGGAAAAUUUCCUACCUCCAAUUCAAGGUGGAAUCUACAGGACUUAUGAAGAACAGAAUCAACAAAAUGAUUCAGAAACCUCAACUUUAACUGCCUCAUGUACCGAUUCUUCCACAGCUCCAAUAGGAACCUCAUCUGUUAAAAUUAUACCCAAGGCUCCUCAAUGUGAAAUUUUAACAAAAGAAAAGUUUUAUUAUUUUGAAAAGCGUGUAAUCAGAGAUCCAGAAGAUGUAAUCGAUAACUAUGAUAACGAUCUAGCUAUACAAGACUUGAAUUCAAUUCCAUCACUAGACUACAAAACCCAGGAGUUUUUAUCGAAAAAAUACAAUCAACUACAUGAAAAUGUUAUUGCUCAAGGUUUCUAUCAAUGCAAUUAUUGGUGUUAUUUCAAGGAAUUUUGUAGGAUAUCUUCACUAAUGAUGUUUUCUGCUUCUUUAUUCAAAACCAAUCAUUUAUUUUUUUCUGCUGUACUACUAGGUGCUGCAUGGCAGCAAAUGACUUUUAUUGCUCAUGAUGCUGGUCAUAUAUCGAUAACACAUAAUUAUCAAAUCGAUAACCUUAUUGGGAUGACUGUCGCUGAUUGGUUUGGUGGGCUAUCCUUAGGUUGGUGGAAGCGUAACCACAAUGUCCAUCAUUUGAUCACAAAUGAUCCUAUUCAUGAUCCAGAUAUUCAGCACUUACCUUUUUUUGCGGUAUCAACAAGACUCUUUAAAAAUGUUUAUUCGACUUAUUACGAUAAGUAUCUAUAUUACGAUAAAGCUGCUCAAUAUUUUAUAAAAUUUCAAGAUUAUUUAUACUAUCCUGUUCUAUGUUUUGGCAGAUUCAAUCUUUACAGGUUAUCCUGGACUCAUCUUUUGCUCGGUUUAGGUCCAAGAAAAGGCAAAGCUGCUUGGUUUCGUUACUAUGAAUUACUAGGUUUAUCCUUUUUUUUCUAUUGGUUUUUUUAUUUGAUAGUUUAUUCUCGUAUUGAUGGUUGGGGUGCAAGACUACAAUAUGUUCUAGUAUCUCAUAUAACUACAAUGGUUGUUCAUGUUCAAAUUACUCUAUCUCAUUUUGCAAUGUCAACCUCCGAUUUAGGUGUUUCUGAAUCAUUUGUUUCAAAACAACUAAGAACAACGAUGGACGUAGACUGUCCUGAAUGGUUUGAUUACUUUCAUGGUGGUUUGCAAUACCAGGCUAUACACCAUCUUUUCCCCAGAGUUCCAAGACAUAAUUUUAGAAAGCUUCAACCUUUGAUCAUCGAUUUUUGUAAUGAAGUUGGUCUUAAAUAUACUAUCUAUGGUUUUGGAAAAGGUAAUAAAGAGGUUAUUAAUAAAUUAGGUGAAAUCGCUAGGCAGGCUAAAAUUUUGGCUGAUUGUACAAAGAGCAUGAAAAAAGAAGCACAAGGUUUUAAGAGACCAUGA
Messenger RNA from Ascoidea rubescens DSM 1968, 1659 nucleotides. RefSeq names its product sphingolipid delta8-desaturase. The transcript has 2 exons. Gene Ontology annotation, biological process: lipid metabolic process. Gene Ontology annotation, molecular function: oxidoreductase activity, acting on paired donors, with oxidation of a pair of donors resulting in the reduction of molecular oxygen to two molecules of water. Gene Ontology annotation, cellular component: membrane. Bases 1 to 1659 code for a protein of 552 amino acids. The record is from RefSeq and is a predicted model, not a curated record. Lineage: Eukaryota; Fungi; Ascomycota; Saccharomycetes; Ascoideales; Ascoideaceae.